ACGCGCUGAGUGAGCGGGUGUGGGGGAGUUUAUUGUUUCGAGAUCUAUUGAAGUAAGCAUCGGAAAGCUGCAAUUUUUGCCGGAAAAUCGUCUUGAGAUUUCUUGAUUCUGAGAAAAUCUCCUGUCGGGGAGUCUGCCAAGGGUGCUCCGUACCCCCCCUUCCAGGCGCAUUUUAGCCUUCCCACCAUAUCAGUUCUGGGUUUUCUUUCCUAGUAAAAAAUGCCAACGUAUUAUUAUUAGGAUUUAGGAUUGAACUUUUUUUUUUUUUUUGUUCUUCUAAAAAUUGUGAAUUUUCUUUGAAUCCCACAGGAAAGCUUUGAAACAUCAUGCUGGUGAUUGAUAUUGUAUUAGCGUGUUUUGGGAUUGCACGUUUUUCUCUAUUUUUGCUAAAUAUUAUUAGUAAAAGUUGAAGAUUUAUAUGGAAAUCGUUACAGGGUAGACCAAGUUUCAAAGUCAUCUUGAGGGAUUUGCAUGCACAGAGGCUCUAGAGACCCACGGAAUCUGAGAGAUUUAUUGAGGGUUUCAGAGUCCUUCCAAAGUCCCAAAACUACCUCUGAAUUUUUCCAAAAUUUUCUGUUUCUCAAUUUUGUCUGAAUUGCUUUCAUUUACUUGAAUUCGCACCAUUGACUGGAAUCUGUAACGCUCACCAACAGCAAGUUCUGCAUGCAUUAACUUUCACCAUCCAUUUGUCACUUCAACUUUUUUGUUUCCAUCUUCUGGGUUUUGCUAUAAAUUCCCAGUUCACUGCCCUGCAUUUCACUCAAGCUCAUUGCAGUGCAAUACUCUGUUUUCCUCCUGUUUCUUUCAAUACUCUGUUUUCCAACUCUGUUUCUUCUAAUACUAUGGCUAAAAUCACGAGUGUUUUCUCAAUGAGGCACUUCUUCGUGCUCUCUCUGGCAUUGAAUGUCAGUUUAAUCUUGAGGACUAUGUACGAGACGGAACAGGGCUUUCUUUGCUACCGUUCCAAAACUCAGAAAGGCCAAACUACCCAGAGGAUGCGUUUGUCCUCGUCUUCUUCUUCCUCUUCCUCGGCCGCUACUACUCGGACUGAGGCUCAAGAUGGCGUGGAGAGAGUUAUCAAUCUCGACCAGGGUGAUCCCACUAUGUACGAACAUUAUUGGCAACAAGUGGGGGAGAAAACGACGGUUGUGAUCAGAGGGUGGCAGCAUAUGAGCUACUUCUCGGAUGUGAGCAACAUCUGCUGGUUUUUGGAGCCGGAGUUAGCCGAAGAGAUUGCACGAGUCCAUCGGGUGGUCGGCAAUGCUGUGACGGAAGGGCGUCACAUCAUUGUUGGUACAGGUUCCUCGCAGCUGUUUUUAGCUGCUCUUUUUGCUCUUUCUCCACGCGAUGGCCCUGAACCAGUCAGUGUGGUGUCUCAGGCCCCAUUCUACUCGUCCUACCCAUCCAUGACGGACUGCCUCAAGUCAGGCCUCUACAAAUGGGCAGGAGAUGCGCAGAGCUAUAGUAAAGAGGGCCCGUACAUCGAACUGGUCACUUCCCCCAAUAACCCUGACGGCAAUGUCAGGCGAUCUGUCGUCAAUAGAAGUGAAGGGACAUUGGUUCAUGACCUUGCAUACUACUGGCCACAGUAUACUCCAAUAUCUUCCCCUGCAGACCAUGAGCUGAUGCUGUUCACCGUCUCAAAGAGCACUGGCCAUGCUGGGAUGCGCAUUGGCUGGGCUCUUGUGAAGGACCAAGAGGUCGCAAGAAGAAUGAUCAAAUUCAUUGAGCUCAACACGAUAGGCGUGUCCAAGGAUUCACAACUCCGGGCCGCCAAGGUUCUGAAAGCUGUUUCUGACAGCUCCGAACAUGGCGGCACCUGGGAAGGAGUCGAAUCCUUCUUCAAGUUCAGCUAUCGCGUAAUGGCGGAGAGGUGGAAGCUGUUGAGGGAAGCGGUGAACAGCAGCAGAAUAUUCAGCCUGCCGGAAUUUCCUCCCGCACAUUGCAACUUUUUAAACCGGGUCUUCGAGCCUCAACCUGCUUUUGCUUGGUUGAAGUGUGAGAGAGAUAUAGAUGACUGCGAAAGCUUCCUUCGAGGGCACAAGAUUUUGGCUAGAGGGGGAAAACACUUCGGUGUUAGCCCAAAGUAUGUGAGGGUCAGCAUGCUGGAUCGUGACAACAAUUUCAAUUUAUUUGUGAAAAGGCUGUCAACUAUCCACUUAUAACCUCCGUUGACCAACUAAUGUACAUUACAAAAAGAAAGCAAUGCAAUUUUGUUGAUCUAUUUAUAUGAUUUCUCUCUAUUUUAUUUCC
This is a messenger RNA of Corylus avellana, 2253 nucleotides long. It is a transcript of the gene TAR2, whose product is annotated as tryptophan aminotransferase related 2. Gene Ontology annotation, molecular function: transaminase activity; carbon-sulfur lyase activity. The record is from RefSeq and is a predicted model, not a curated record. NCBI's taxonomy places the organism in Eukaryota, Viridiplantae, Streptophyta, Magnoliopsida, Fagales, Betulaceae. Gene Ontology annotation, biological process: amino acid metabolic process.